CCCCACAAGUAUCCCAGCUGCUCCAGGAAGACCAUUGAGAAAAGAAUUAUUAAAGUUAUCAAACACGCUCAGCGUCAUCAAGGCCCACAAGACGGAUGUGAUGAAGUGAUGACAGGAAAAACAGAGGACGGAGAUGGAGAGGUUGAUGAUUCCAUGAAGUAAAGAGAGCACGACUGUGAGAGGACUCACACAUGGAGCAGAGCACAGGGAUGAUUGUGUGCUUUUUACUCUGUGCUGUUGUUGCAGGUUCACCAGCAGCAGGACAGACGUUUGAUGUGUGUGGCAGUUGCCAUGUCAACGCCACAUGUGAUGACAAACCGGACAACUCUGGCAAAGUCUGUAACUGCAACUACGGCUUUGUUGGAAAUGGAAGAACUCACUGUCAAGAUAAAGACGAGUGUCAGAUAGGAACCAUUAAGAUCUGUGGGCAGCACACACAGUGUCAUAACACACACGGCAGUUACUACUGCACCUGCGUGUCUGGCUACAGUCCGUCUAACAACAUGGUCUUCUUCAUCCCAAAUGAUGGAACCCACUGCCAGGAUGUUAAUGAGUGUAGGAUCACAGGGCUUUGUGGAGAGGGAGGUUGGUGCAAGAACCUGGAUGGCAGCUUUGAAUGCCGCUGUCAGCUGGGAUACAAAGUCCACAAUGGGGCCGAGCCUUUUAAUCCUCACCAAGACGAGGCUUCCUGCAGAGUGGUCGACUGUGGCUCGCCUCUCGUCUCAGUGGAGAACUCUGUGCUGCUGUCAGUCACAGGGACGACGUAUGCUAGUGUUGCCCAAUUCACCUGUGAAGAAGGCUUCAUUUGGGCAAGUGGAAACAAAACAUCUGUGUGUGGAGCUGAUGGACAGUGGAGAGGACCGACUAUGGUCUGUGAAGAGGUUGACUGUGGCUCCCCCCCUGUCCGCCCUCAUGCUCGUAUGCUGUGGAAUAAGAGCUCGAAGAUGGGCACUGGGGUGUUUUAUCAGUGUGACACUGGAUAUCAUAAUGUUGGAAAGGGAAAUGUCUCCAUGUGUGGAGCUGCUGGAGAGUGGGAAGAGCCGCCUGUGCUCUGCCAAGAGACUUUGUGUGGAAAUCCCCCUAAAAGUGAAUCCACUGAGCAAGUGUGGAACGGUAGCACAGCUCCUGGGAGCACUGUGCUUUAUUUUUGCAAAAAGGGCUUUUAUAACAAGGGCGGACAUAAAAACAUAUCAGUGUGUAAUGAAAACGGUCAGUGGACACCGCCCACUCUGUCAUGCCAAGCAAUAUUAUGUGGCCGUCCUCCUAUACUGCCCCACACUGGACAGGUGUGGAAUGGCAGCUCUACCCCUGGAAGCUCAGUGACUUACUACUGUAGAAUAGGAUUUAAUCAGAGUGAAGGACUUAACGUGUCACUGUGCACAGUCAAUGGUUCCUGGACAGAACCAAGCAUCUCAUGCAAAGAAAUACGAUGCGGCGCGCCCCCGUCUGUCCCUCAUUCAGUCAGGCUGUGGGGUGGAAUCCCCACUGUGGGCUCUCAAGUUGUCUAUCAGUGUAAAUCUGGAUAUCACAGUGUUGGAGGGGGAAAUAUAUCAGUGUGUUCCGCCAGUGGAGAGUGGGAUGAGGCGACGCUGCUCUGCCAAGAAGUGGAUUGUCGAGAGCCCGUUAUUAAACCUCACUCUAGAAUACUAUGGGAUGGCAUGUCUCACAUUGGCAGUGUGGUGUCAUACCAGUGUGAUGAAGGAUAUCACACCAGGGGCUUGAAAAACUACUCAGUAUGUGGAGAGAAUGGACUGUGGGAGGAUAUUGAUCUGUGGUGUGAAGAAAUAAGCUGUGGCCCCCCACUAAUCCUUCCCCAUACUAACCUCCUGUGGGACCACACCAGCAGACCAGGCAGCGUGGUUUUGUAUGAGUGUAUGGAAGGAUUUUACCAGGAGAGUGGACCUAAUAUUUCAGUAUGUUCUUUAUCAGGAAAGUGGGGGGAAAUAUCUGUGAGGUGUCAAGCUGAAUGUGGCCCAGUUCCCUUCCUCGCUCAUUCAGAGGUGGUGUGGCGUAACAGAAGUGUAGUAAUCCACCGCUGUGUGGAUGGCUAUCACAGCUGGAGGGGCAGCAACGUCUCUGUGUGUGGAACCUCUGGGUUCUGGCACAAGGCGACUCUGAACUGCACAGAAAUGAAGCCGCCCAUCAACCACUUACAUGUUCUCAAUGAGAAAUGUUUGCGCUGGAGAGCAGAGAAGUAUGAAGAGGACACAGAGACUUACAAGGUUAUAUACACGGGCACCAGAGACUACCAGAGGUCAUUUCACGACAGAAGGCAACAGUUUGUGCGAUCGAAGACGGAGCAGCUGUCAGUCUGUCUCAACCUGCUGCCUGUCACUAACUACACCAUCUACAUCACGGCACUGUCAGCCAGAUUCACAGCCACCAUCACCACAAACACCAGUUUACCAGUGCCCCCUGUGCCAGUCGUUUACUACGGAGAGUUUGAGACUCCUGAACCUACGCUGAGUCUGCACAGAUCAGCCAACACACUGGACCUCAUCAGUGUGUACCAAGUGUUUGUGCUGCCUGUAGAGGAGAUCAUGGUGUUUGAUUGUUCCUCUCAUGGACACCCUCAAGAUUCCUCACGCAAAGACAAACUCUCAUCCAAAUACAUAACUGCCCAGAUCUUGGUCAGUCAUGUCGGGACAGAGAUGAACUUUACCGUCGGAGAUGGACUCCUCUAUGAAGGCUUCUAUAACGCACCUCUCGAAAAUGGACAGAAUUAUUAUAUCGUCCUACGAGCUGUCAGUCAAUGGAAAACAGCUUUAAAAAGCUCCUGUGUCCUGUGGGCUAAAAUAAGAGGUACGUCCUAUGUCCUGAAGGUCUCGUCACUGUGUGCUGCCGCCGCUGUAGGACUGGUUGCCUUGGCGAUUAUGGGCGGAUACAAUUGCUUCUGGUUUUUCAAGAAGACAUGACACUCUUCAGUGCUGACAUUCUGUAAAAUGCAUUUUUUUUUAUUCAAAUGUUGUAAAUGAUCAUAUUAAACAUAGUCUCUGCCUUUUA
This is a messenger RNA of Solea solea (common sole), 3003 nucleotides long. RefSeq names its product sushi domain containing 1 (gene susd1). The record is from RefSeq and is a predicted model, not a curated record. Gene Ontology annotation, molecular function: calcium ion binding. NCBI's taxonomy places the organism in Eukaryota, Metazoa, Chordata, Actinopteri, Pleuronectiformes, Soleidae. The transcript is spliced from 19 exons. Bases 192 to 2915 code for a protein of 907 amino acids.